AUGCCUGAUAAGGCGGUGGUGGACCUCUUUCCAAGUUUAAACGUGGAUAGUAUGGCGGCAGGGUGUCUCCGUGAUGGGAUGUCUCCACGGGUACUAAAGGUGUAUACGUCGACAACGAUGUACACGUCGGUGAUCCUAUCUCAACAACAACAACACCCGACUCACAACAUCUGUCCAUCUUCCAGCCUGCCUCCCAACUACCCUCUAACCCUGCCAAUCCUACUAACCCAACCUCUCAGCCUAUCUCUAACCCUACCAAUCCUGCUAACCUUCGCCUCUCAGCCUACCUCUAACCCUUCCUCUAACCCUACCUCUCAGCCUAUCUCUAACCCUAUCAAUCCUGCUAACCCCACCUCUCAGCCUACCUCUAACCCUUCCUCUAACCCUACCUCUCAGCCUAUCUCUAACCCUAUCAAUCCUGCUAACCCCACCUCUCAGCCUACCUCUAAACCUUCCUCAAACCCUACCUCUCAGCCCUCCUCUAACCCUACCUCUCAGCCUAUCUCCAACCCUUACACUAACCCUACCUUCCAGUCUAACUCUAACCCUACCACUAGCCUCACCACUAACUCUACCACUGACCUUGUACCAUCCUCCAAUCUACAUUUGGCACUGAUUUUACCUUUGAUUUUGUUUGUAAUAGUGAUACUUGGCCUAUCAGCCUGCUACAUCUGUAGAUGGAGGAUGCAACGAGAGCAUGAUCAUGGCAUGGCAUUGCAGGAAAUAUCAACCAUCCAGGUGCCACCAAUGGCUGAACCCACUCCAUCAGGGACUAGUCCUGUAGAGCCUGCGGUGGUGGACCUCUUUCCAAGUUUAAACGUGGAUAGUAUGGCGGCAGGGUGUCUCCGUGAUGGGAUGUCUCCACGGGUACUAAAGGUGUAUACGUCGACAACGAUGUACACGUCGGUGAUCCUAUCUCAACAACAACAACACCCGACUCACAACAUCUGUCCAUCUUCCAGCCUGCCUCCCAACUACCCUCUAACCCUGCCAAUCCUACUAACCCAACCUCUCAGCCUAUCUCUAACCCUACCAAUCCUGCUAACCUUCGCCUCUCAGCCUACCUCUAACCCUUCCUCUAACCCUACCUCUCAGCCUAUCUCUAACCCUACCAAUCCUGCUAACCCCACCUCUCAGCCUACCUCUAACCCUUCCUCUAACCCUACCUCUCAGCCUAUCUCUAACCCUACCAAUCCUGCUAACCCCACCUCUCAGCCUACCUCUAAACCUUCCUCAAACCCUACCUCUCAGCCCUCCUCUAACCCUACCUCUCAGCCUAUCUCCAACCCUUACACUAACCCUACCUUCCAGUCUAACUCUAACCCUACCACUAGCCUCACCACUAACUCUACCACUGACCUUGUACCAUCCUCCAAUCUACAUUUGGCACUGAUUUUACCUUUGAUUUUGUUUGUAAUAGUGAUACUUGGCCUAUCAGCCUGCUACAUCUGUAGAUGGAGGAUGCAACGAGAGCAUGAUCAUGGCAUGGCAUUGCAGGAAAUAUCAACCAUCCAGGUGCCACCAAUGGCUGAACCCACUCCAUCAGGGACUAGUCCUGUAGAGCCUGUAGGUGGACUAUUAAGGACCGACCCUAUAGGGGAAUUGUUGAGAGGGUCGGAAGACAGCCUCUUUGACUUCAGCCCCUACAGGAGGCACACACAAAAGAAGAAACUAUCUUAG
Messenger RNA from Pecten maximus, 1680 nucleotides. RefSeq names its product mucin-5AC-like. The record is from RefSeq and is a predicted model, not a curated record. The coding region runs from base 1 to 1680 and encodes 559 amino acids. The transcript has 8 exons. Lineage: Eukaryota; Metazoa; Mollusca; Bivalvia; Pectinida; Pectinidae.